This is a messenger RNA of Tilletiaria anomala UBC 951, 462 nucleotides long. RefSeq lists its product as uncharacterized. Lineage: Eukaryota; Fungi; Basidiomycota; Exobasidiomycetes; Georgefischeriales; Tilletiariaceae. The coding region runs from base 1 to 462 and encodes 153 amino acids. The record is from RefSeq and is a predicted model, not a curated record. Gene Ontology annotation, molecular function: sterol binding. The transcript is spliced from 2 exons. Gene Ontology annotation, biological process: intracellular sterol transport.
AUGCCGUGGAGCUUCAAGCUGUCCAACCCUUCCAGCACGGCUGAGACCAAGGGCGAACCUGGUAGGGGGUGGAUCUGGAAGAGCUGUGGUAUGGAUGCGGACGCUGUCAGAGUCGACAGCAUUGAUGUUACCCCCGAUCCACCAAAACCUGGCCGCAACAUGACUGUAAGGGGUACAGGUGUUGUCAGGUCUCUUAUCGACGAGGGAAGCUAUGUGGACGUAGUAGUCAAGAUCGGCCUCAUCAAGCUGCUCUCACGCCGCUUUGACCUCUGCGAGGAAGCCAAGAAUGCAAACGCCCAGGUACAAUGCCCCAUCAAGCCCGGCACGUACGACAUUGAGCAGACCGUCGCGCUUCCACGCGAGAUUCCGCCUGCCAAGUUCAACGUGCACAUCACCGGUGCCACCCAAGCCGAAGAGGACCUCAUGUGCCUCGAUCUUAGCAUCAACUUCAUGCAUAUCUGA